This is a messenger RNA of Paramecium sonneborni, 219 nucleotides long. Lineage: Eukaryota; Ciliophora; Oligohymenophorea; Peniculida; Parameciidae. The record is from the annotation of a GenBank genome assembly.
AUGUCUGAAGAGUAUGCUUAUAAGACUAAGAGUUAUUUAAAGAAUUGCAUAUAUGUUUACAAACUACCAAUCUCCAAGAAAAUACCAAUAAUUCAUUUUAAAUUAUUUAUUGAUCAAAAAAGAAUUUAAAUAAUUUUUAAGGAUAAAAUAAGUUCUAAUAAUUAAUUAUAAAUAUUUUUGAAGUUUAUUUUUUUUAGUUAUUUCAACAACUUAAUUUGA